UGCAGUGUUACCCGAUACGAAGAGCUGAGAUGCUUUUUCACCAAGGGAGACGCCAACCAAACCGUGGAUGAUCUCGCGAAGAGUAAGGAGGGAUUACCGUCGCCGAAUCACCCUCCAAAUCUGGAAAAUGGGACGCUUUGGACAGAUUAGUCGGUCACAGGCGGGAUUGGCGCCAGUGCUUGCGGCGAUCAUUCUGAUAGCGACCUGGUUAAUACUGACUCGUAUCGCCUGGAUACACUUUGGAGAUUCAGAAGAUGACUUGGAGGGAAAACAAAGAGAGAGUGAGGAUAAAAGACAGGAUUCGAUAUCAGAUUGGAAGAGGAAACAGAAGGGUACUAUUACACAGUCUGAAGCGUGGGAUAUGUACAAAGUAGGAUGUUAUACAUACAUGGCGAGCGGUGAGAUUGACCUGCUAACGAAUCAUAAAGCAUUGCGUGCUUUGGAAUGCAAACAAAGGUUACCCCAGGCACUAGUCAUUGGGGUCAGAGGUUGUGAUUCGUUUAUUCUUACUAAAAUACUGGGACUUCAUCCAUCCGUAAUUUCGCAUUCGGAGUCACACCUCGAGCCGAGCAUCGACUUGGAUAGUCAGAUUUCUAAGUGGAGGCGUAAGCAGCCAUUCUCAUCACGAUUUCAAAUGACAGUCGAGCAUUCUCCCGCGUACGCCGAUGAUCACGAUCUAUUAGAGGGCGCAAUUCAACAAGCAGCUUCUGGGAUCAAGGUGGUGAUCGUGAUUCGAGACCCAGUCGCUAGAAUAAUAUCAGAAAUUGCUAGUACACAUAGAGGUGUUUUAAACCUCACUCUGCAUUCCAUGCAGCCCACUGUCUUCCAGAAUAAAAAUGAAACAGUAUCCAAUGAAGAAAUGAUUCCCUAUAAUCACCAGGACAAUUCAGUGACUGUUGAAAACACCUUGAUAGAUCGCUAUAACCGAGUAAAUGCUGACUCCUCGUUAAUCCAAGCAGGAGUCUACUAUCAUACCAUCAAGAAACUGCAAACACUUUUUGAUGGUAACGGAAGUUAUCUAGUCAUUGAUAGAGACGACUUCGUACAUCAACCUCUUCAGACUUUAGCAAGGUUAGAAACGUUUCUCGGCAUUAAACAAUUCUUCCGCAAUGAACAUUUUGAAUUCCAUGACCAAGAUGGGCGUUAUUGUGUGAACGUUGAGAGGAGACCCGAUACACACUGUGUUUACGAAAUGUCACAGCGCCAUCUCCCGAUUGUAGAUGAAAAUAUAAUUGAAAAACUGAAGCAGUAUUAUGACGAGUAUGACCUGAAACUGGCAGGUCUGCUCCAACGUAAUUUUUCUUGGAUGCAAUAAAUUACGACUCGUAACAAAAUACAUCAAACAUUGACAACAAUCAUCGUUGAUCUGCAUGUGUCUCGGAAUACCGAUGUGAGGAGAUCUGAGUAUAAGUAACCAAAGAUGAUAGCAAGAAUUGCAAAAUGAAAUGAAGAAAAGAUAUCGGACAUGUUGGAUUCAUAUAUUUUGUUAUAUAGGCAGUAAUAUAUCUGUAUUUGAAAACAUUGUGUUUGACUUGACUUGAUUAAUUGUAUUAAUUAUCCUCUCCUAUGGUGUUAAAGAUCAGGUUAAGGUUCAGUGUGCAAUAGUUCUUUAUCUUUCUUUCAUUUAAAAUUGAGUAUUAAACAUUCCAUUCCAAAGGUGAGUAAAAGAUGUUCUUUCUUCUUAUUUUCUUUCGGUCUUUGGACGACAGGGUAGAGGA
Molecule: messenger RNA, 1718 nt
Organism: Lytechinus variegatus (green sea urchin)
Lineage: Eukaryota; Metazoa; Echinodermata; Echinoidea; Temnopleuroida; Toxopneustidae
Product: heparan sulfate glucosamine 3-O-sulfotransferase 1-like
Exons: 1
Coding region: 68-1315 (415 amino acids)
Molecular function (GO): [heparan sulfate]-glucosamine 3-sulfotransferase activity
Source: RefSeq, a predicted model, not a curated record